GAGGAGGAAACAAAAUUACUUAUAAAAUUAAAAAAAACACAGAAUAGUUACUUCAUAAAUAAUAAAGUUUAGUGUAUUAAAUUCAAAACUAUUUCAUUCUCAAUAAAAUUUAUACAAACUCUUAUUAUAUUAAAGAUAUUUACCGUAUUAAUGUAUCUUCUAACAUAAAUUUAUGGAUCGACGCUUAAAAAGGAAAUAAUGUAAAAUGACCAAAGAAAGAGAACAUUAUUUUAAUAUAUAAGAAUUAUUUUAUCAAUAUUUUUCUUCGGAUAAACACAAUAGUAAUUUAUAUGUAUAGUAUUUGGAGAUAAUGUUUAAAAAAACUAAGGACAGGAAUCUUGAAAUAUUUGUAUGGUAAUUAAAAAUUAAAUCAAACAAUAAUACAUAUUUUUGAAAGGUUAUAACAUAACUGUGUUUAUUUUAAAGCAAUCGUAAAGUACGUCUCAAUGCCACCUCGUUAAAAACUAUACCAGAUCAAAAUAAAUUCUCUGGCAUGAAAAGAAAAAAGUCUGUGACAUCGGAGAUUCAAAAGUUAAAGAAAGAAAAAUGGUUCACAAGCCUACUUUCAAUAUCCGUAAAUAUCAGCAAAUAGCUGUUUAUACUGAUCGAGUUACAAGUUCUAAUUGUUCACAAAAUAAAACAUCUCCUAUGGGAUACUUUAUUGAUACGACCCGAGACAAACAUAUGGUGUAUUACUAUACUCCCGAACCGUAUAUACCAAGUUGUUCAAAUUACAUAGACCUUACUCUAAAUGAUGAAGACGAGACUCAUGAUGGAUCUUAUAUGAAUACUGCAAUGUCGCAGGAAAAUUGCCAAAUGAACAUGACUCCUAGUUCAAGUCAUCACAAUAGCCAUUAUGAAGAACAGCAAGUUUAUGAUGGUAACACGAAUCAUUUUCUGCAGCUGAUUAAAAGAAAGAUAAAUAUAUGGAGUCGGACUGUUAUAACACAAGUUACACGAGAACAAAUCUUAGUGCUAACCCUGAUAUAUAGAUUUCUAUGAAAAUGACAUAGAAAUUUUGCAAACAAUACUUUUGUAAUAGUUAUUUAAAUAGAUAUUUUUAUUUAAUAUUUUUUU
Messenger RNA from Daktulosphaira vitifoliae (grape phylloxera), 1077 nucleotides. RefSeq lists its product as uncharacterized. Bases 547 to 1002 code for a protein of 151 amino acids. The record is from RefSeq and is a predicted model, not a curated record. The transcript has 2 exons. Lineage: Eukaryota; Metazoa; Arthropoda; Insecta; Hemiptera; Phylloxeridae.